ACGCAGCACAUGAAACACAGAGUUUUAUUAUUUCCCAACGAAAAAAAGAGCGAGGCUACUGGGCUUGCGGGCGAUACUUGGAAGCUAAAGCUAAGCUAACGCCACUUAACGGAAAGCUGCAUGGACAAAACUCAUGUGACGACUUCCAGAAGUUUCACUACAGGUUCUUCUUACCUAUGUUCGUGAGCUUUAAUGAUAUGUUUGUUUCGGCUUCUUAAUUUGAAAAAGUUAAAUACGUUUAAGAGAAAUCUUGCUACAAUGACGUCAACAUGGCUACACUGUACAGCCAUAGGUGUCCAUCUAAUACAUAAAUAAAGCCAUUAAACUUGACGGUUGGAUCUAAUAUUGAAUGAGCAACUAACUGGAUUUUGAAGGACAGGGAGACAACCUUAACUGAAUAAAUGCUCAUCGAAAAAUGUAUUUUUAUAUUCAUCAAGUUACUAAUUUCACCAACCCAAAAAAUACAAAUAGAAAAACACAUGUGUGCAAUUGCCUUGCUGGCAUUGACUAAUAGAUUUCACAAGCAGUUUGUCUUCUUCCUAUCAUGGCUUUCAGCUCUCUGGCCGAUGCUUUAGACCAAAACUUCCAGGCCAAGUCUUCCUUGCUGUGUUGUUCCAACUAGCUCUUGAAGUUUUACGCUCGAGUUCCAGCACCAGCCAGGCUUCUCCAGCCUGCCCUGUACCCAGUUGUAAUGCUCUUCAACAGUAACUAUAGGGUGUUCCUCCCAAACAAGCCAUGACAACAGACCCUUCCCUCCUAAACUCUGAGCUGGAGCUACAGCAACAAGAGGAGCUGUAUCAACAGCUGCUGUUACAGACUGUGGGGAAUAUCCAGAAAGAAAAUCCAGACUCCAAAGUCAUCCGCCCAAAUCCUGGCUUGUGUGUAAAGACUGUCUCCGAGCCGGAUAAGCAGAAGGUCUUCGUCAACAUCUGCCAGUCAAACUCGAUUCCGUCUCCUCCUGAAAUCUCAAAAGAGGAGCUUGUGGAGCUGCUCCAGUCAGAGGAUCCUAGUGGCUACAGAGUUCCCAUGAGCCUUGGCGAGCCCCACACAGAAGUAGACAACAGCUCCCAGGGUUGUACAGCUUAUGACGUUGUCAUCAACCAGGAGUUCUUUCAGAGGUGCCAGGAGGAUCCGUUAUUCCAACAAUUUGUAAUUCUGGUGUCUAUUGAGGGUCUUGAGAACAAAUACAACUUGGAGCUGAGCAGAGACUGGAAGGUCCUGAAGAACAGAAAGUUUUUGGGAUCUGUUAGUGAGCAGAACAUCCGGACGAAGACCAAGCCAGUGAUUCAAGAGCUGCAGCCUCAAGGGAGCUCCAGUGACGUGGCCAAAAGACCAGAGUUCACUUUGCUUGUGGAGCCACCUGCUGGUCACCCUGAGUACCUCAUUGCCGAAAUAAAGCUUCCUGGAGUGCCAUCUUCUCACUCUCUGGUCCUGGAUGUCGGAGAGGACCGACUGGUGUUGACAGCUCGUCCCUCGCUCUUCCAUCUCGACAUCUUUCACCCCUUCCUGAUCCACCAGGAGAACAGUGUUGCACAGUACAACAAGAGCACAGAGAUUCUUACAGUCACAAUGCCGGUGGUGUGUUCAUGAAGUUGAAGAGGUCACGUCCAUUGAUGUAUUUAUUAUAUUUUCUUUUAUUCAAAAUGACGAUGUGUUAAUAAAAGAGUUGUUUUUCAAUCAAAUCCUUCUCUUGUGUGUGUACUCAUGUGGGCCAAUAAACAACAAUAAUUGAUCCCAGUUUA
Messenger RNA from Solea solea (common sole), 1742 nucleotides. RefSeq names its product PIH1 domain containing 1 (gene pih1d1). Gene Ontology annotation, cellular component: cytoplasm; ribonucleoprotein complex; R2TP complex. The coding region runs from base 736 to 1590 and encodes 284 amino acids. NCBI's taxonomy places the organism in Eukaryota, Metazoa, Chordata, Actinopteri, Pleuronectiformes, Soleidae. Gene Ontology annotation, biological process: box C/D snoRNP assembly; rRNA processing. The transcript has 11 exons. The record is from RefSeq and is a predicted model, not a curated record.